ACAAAAUUCAUCGGUCCUCUGCUACCCCCUCUCAAGAAAAAAAAAUAAACUGCCCUGGCUGAUUAAACUAAUUGGAAAAAUGCAAUAGCAUAAGAAUGAGGGUGGCAGGCAGUGGAUGGAUUAAACAGUGGAGUCGUGUCACCUCACCAUCCAUCAAUAAAUAGCUAAUCUCCAAAACCAAUCGCGAAUCGCCACCUGAUUCUAUCACCACACCAACCUCUUCUCUACCUCGAGGAAACCAUUCUCCUUCAAAUUCACAAUUGGAUGAGAGAUUGUACUUACCGAAAACACCCCCGGCUUCCUCUGUUUUCAUUUUCCGACUUAGCAAACGGAAAAAGAAAUGACAGUGACCGCGGUUUUCUCAAGACUCUCAGACGACGUCGUCCUCAACAUCCUCUCCAAACUAGAAGACGAUCCACGCAACUGGGCCCGCCUCGCUUGUGUCUGCUCCAGAUUCUCCUCUCUUUUACGCGACAUCUGCUGGAGAUCCAAGUGCCAUAAAACCAUCCCCUCUGUUGUAGCCGAUCUCCUCCCCUCCCCUGACUCCUCCUUCCCCGGCGGCUGGUCUGCCCUCUACAAGCUCGCCGUUUGCUGCCCUGGCCUCCUCCACGCCGGCGUCCUUCUCGAGCUCUCCGAUUUUGGCCUGGAACGCGAGCUUGGCCCCGACGAUUAUUUCCGCAAAUCGAAAACCACACCGUCCAUACCCCACCAACCACAACAAGCGUCUGAUUCUUGUUCUAAUUUGGAAAACUGCGAUUCAUCUUGGUCCUUAUUUGACGAUUUAUAUUACGACACCGUCUACAACGUAUCUGAAUCACAGGAUGGGGCUGCUGCUAGCUGUGAAACGAAUGAAGAUGUUAUCGGUGAUAAUGACGAUAAAAGUAUUGAUGUUGUUGACAAAGCAGGCCUCGAUUUUUCUGUAAGCAAGAGAAGGAAAAUUUGUUGUAGAUCUUCGAGGUCUCAUUUGGCAUCUGGGGUUUGGAAUUUGUGCAGAGAACAAGGGAAUAAGCUAUUAGCGAGUCGGUUUCGAGGGGAUUGCUUGUACAUUUGUGAUUGGCCCGGCUGUGUUCACACUGAAGAGAAGAGGAAUUAUAUGUUGUUUAGAGGGAUUUUUAAGAAUUUUAAGAAAUCUAGGGUUUGGAGAACGGUGCAUGAUGGGAAUAGGAGCAAGACUGAUUUGAAUUGUGCGUUUUGUGAGUGUAAGGAGACUUGGGAUUUGAAUUCUGCGUUUUGUUUGAAGAGAGGGUGCGGGUAUCAUGAUGACGGUGAGCCUGUUGUUCGGGCUUAUGUUUGUGAAAAUGGGCAUGUCUCCGGUGCUUGGACUGAUUGGCCAUUGUACACUUGAUGCUUCUUGUUUUAGAAUUUAGAGUUUCUCUCGCAUUAUGGUUUAACUUAUUUUAAUGUGGUUUU
Messenger RNA from Populus euphratica (Euphrates poplar), 1410 nucleotides. RefSeq names its product F-box family protein (gene EID1). The coding region runs from base 341 to 1345 and encodes 334 amino acids. Lineage: Eukaryota; Viridiplantae; Streptophyta; Magnoliopsida; Malpighiales; Salicaceae. The record is from RefSeq and is a predicted model, not a curated record. The transcript has a single exon. Gene Ontology annotation, molecular function: protein binding.